This is a messenger RNA of Dothidotthia symphoricarpi CBS 119687, 456 nucleotides long. RefSeq lists its product as uncharacterized. NCBI's taxonomy places the organism in Eukaryota, Fungi, Ascomycota, Dothideomycetes, Pleosporales, Dothidotthiaceae. Gene Ontology annotation, biological process: DNA repair. Gene Ontology annotation, molecular function: catalytic activity. The transcript is spliced from 4 exons. Bases 1 to 456 code for a protein of 151 amino acids. The record is from RefSeq and is a predicted model, not a curated record.
AUGGCGCCGGGAAAACGCUCAGAGGAAGUCUGGCUGUGGUAUACCGCCGUAUACGAGGCAGUUCAAGAGAUACCUUACGGUAGAAUUACUAGCUAUGGUCACAUCGCGAAACUAGUUGGAAAGCCUGAGUGUCCAAGACAAGUCGGUGUCUGCCUAAAACACUUGCCUUCGGCUUCAACCGACAGUAACAAGAAAGAUUCCACAUUUCAUAGUGGCAACGUGCCAUGGCAGCGCGUGGUCAACGCGAAGGGUGGCAUCAGCCCGAGAGGACCGGGCGCUGCAAGUCAGCAAGCUGAUGCUCUGAGAAGAGAAGGAGUCGAAGUUCGAGAGGACGCCAUGCGCCAGUAUACCGUAGCUCUGGCCGACUACGGCUGGUUUCCUGAUGUCCUCCCUAGCGAAGCUGCUUUGGUGGAAAGCAGUGACGAAGAAGAAGAAGAGGUUGCACUUCAUACCUGA